AUGGUCUAUGGCCUAUGGCCUAUGGCCUAUGGUCUGUGGUCUGUGGACUGUGGUCUAUGGUCUGCGGUCUGUGAUCCGUCACCCGUGGUCUGGUCUGUGAGAGUGGCGGCUCAGCAGCCAGCGGCGGCGACGGGCCAUUAUUUUGCAGCGCUUCGGCGGGUCUCAGCUUUAGCUGAAAAGUGCACCGAGUGGUCGGCUAGUGCCCAACCUUCGCUGUUUCAUGAUCGAGUCGUUCCUGAGCUGUGCCUGUCCUUGCCAGAUGGGGGUACGCGUGCAGCCUGUCCACAGCUAGAGUGCUGCAAUAUGGCGGCUGCACCUCUUCGCCAAGGCCGGCCAUGGACAGUAAAUCGCCGGCUGGUUCUACUAAGUACGAGCCCGGCCUCGACAGGGCAGGUGUUGUUCGUGAAUCGGGAGAUCUGCGUCGUCAAUCGUGAUAUCUGCUUCAUCAAAUUCGUGAUGAGCUUCAAGGUCGAGCCGGUUUGCACCGCUUGCACUGCUUGCACCGUACCUGCAAGGCGCAGAUACUUUCGACACCCAUGUCCGCGUCAGGGCCACGGCAAAGAUGUCAUGAUUCCCAUCCCACUCCAUCCCACGCCAUCCCAUCCGCGCUUUUUGUCGGCUGUGGCAUGUGCUGAGCGAGAUGCUCUGCUCUGCCCUUCUCUGCUCCGCUCGAUAUACGUGAUAAGGAUCGAGGGGCGCGCACCGCUGAGCCCCGCCCCCUCGCGGCCAACAAGAGGGGUCGAUGGACGUGCUGCUGCUGACUACAGCAAGACUCGUGCCGAAUCACAGUCAGAGCCACGCCGCCACGCCGCCACGCAGACCUAUUUUUGA
Molecule: messenger RNA, 831 nt
Organism: Hyaloscypha bicolor E
Lineage: Eukaryota; Fungi; Ascomycota; Leotiomycetes; Helotiales; Hyaloscyphaceae
Exons: 2
Coding region: 1-831 (276 amino acids)
Source: RefSeq, a predicted model, not a curated record